AUGGAUAAUGUAAGGUGUUUGAUUUGCUCAAGAAGAUUAAAAAGUCAGGAUUCACUUCUUCUACAUGUUAAUUCAGCACAUUUGAAUGUUCCUAAUACUAAUAAGAAAGCAAGAAGAAAACCAAAAAGGCGUAAUGGUAAUGACAACAGUAAUGAUGGUCACGAAGAUGAUGGAGAUGAUAAUGGUAACGGCAUUGAUGAAAUUAAAAAAGGAGACAAAGACAGAAAUCUUAUAAUUAUUGAUGAUGAUGAUGAGUGUGAGGAGGGGGAAAUUGACAAUGAUAGCAAUGACAAUGAUAUGAGUACAAAUAUUAUUAUUAAUGACAAUGAUACGAGCAUGGGUACGAUUAAUGACAAAAAUAAUAAUAUUCAAAUUCAAGAAAAUGACGUUAAUGACAAUAAUGAUGAAACAAAAGAUGUUUCAUUAAUAUCCAAGCAAAAAAUACAACAUAGUAAUCAAACAAAAAGUCAGACACAGAAUCCUCCAAAUAUUAAUGCACCAGGACUCAAUAAUAACACCAAUAGUGGUAGUCUUCCUUUUUUUAACCUUAUCAAUUUUAACGAUAUUGGCGAAUCAGUUACCAUGCAAUUUACUUCAACAACAGGACAAGUUGUUUCAAGAUCUUUCAUUAGAUGUAAGAUUUGCAAUAUGAAUUGUGAAUCCGAUCUAGCCUUUUCACUUCAUAAAAGACAAGCACACUGA
Messenger RNA from Entrophospora sp. SA101, 702 nucleotides. The record is from the annotation of a GenBank genome assembly. Lineage: Eukaryota; Fungi; Glomeromycota; Glomeromycetes; Entrophosporales; Entrophosporaceae.